AUGGGCUGCAGUAUUUCUAACAGGGUCGCUGUCACACAGCUGUCUUCUGAGGAGCUGCAGAACAACCAGGAAGCCAAAAGCCAGACUAAAAAUGACAGCACUGCUGGAACAGAGGCUGUCCCCUCACAGGAUGGGGCAGCUUGGCCAACGAGCACUUCAAAGGAUGGAGCCAAACUUGCAGAUGAGACCAGUGAGGGAGACAACCCUGAGGAACUACCAGAAAGAUUUACAUCAUCUCAGAAAAGCAGCAAUGCACAAAGCACAGACGCACUGCUCACCAGCAAGUUCAUCAGUAAAUCAUGGCCCUUACAGGAAACAGAGAGGCAAAAAUCAUCAGACAUUCUUGAGGAGCUGAGGAUGCAGGGCAUAAUCAAGAGCCAAAGUACCACUGCCAGGACUGGAGAAGUGUAUGAAAACAAGAGAGAUGCCCUGGAAAAGACACUGAAGAAACCACCAGCUAGACUGGAAAAAAUUCAAUUUGGAAACAAGGAAGCAGGUGAUUUUACAGUGAAGGACAUGAAGACUUCUGCUGAAGCAAAAAAACAGGUUAGGGAAGAGGAACUGAACAAAAUACCACAACGUCCAGCAACUGUCCACCAAACUACAGGGAAACAGACUGAAAAGGACUGCCCAAGUUUUGAAAGUCAAGGAGGUACAGACAGCCCACCUUUAGAUGGUGAGCCAGGAGUACUGCUGAAGGAAAUAACUGCAGUAGAAGCCACAACCAGUAACACCGAGGACUGUCUGAGUCCAAUAACUUACAACUACAUCAAUGAAACAAUCUGGAUCUAA
This is a messenger RNA of Aquila chrysaetos chrysaetos, 792 nucleotides long. RefSeq names its product stathmin domain containing 1 (gene STMND1). Lineage: Eukaryota; Metazoa; Chordata; Aves; Accipitriformes; Accipitridae. The record is from RefSeq and is a predicted model, not a curated record.